GGAGAAGCUGGCAGUCAGCAGAGUUCCAGCCAGUGAUGAGGAAGACUUGAACCUCUCUGGCUCAUCUUCUGUGCCUCACCAUGUGGCUGGAUGGUUUCCUUCUGUGCUUUGGUCCGAGAGGAUUUCUGCUUCUUUUUUUUGCCUUUGUCCUUUUGGUGUGUUUUCGUGCCAAAAAGGAUCCACCCAACUUCCCCCCUGGACCGCCGUCCCUCCCUCUUUUGGGAAACAUUUUCAAUAUUGAAUCUAAACAGCCUCAUAUUUACUUAACCAAGCUCGCUGAUGUUUAUGGGAAUGUGUUCUGCAUACGUCUGGGGAGACACAGAACCGUGUUUGUUUCUGGGUGGAAGAUGGUGAAAGAGGCCAUAGUCACACAGGCCGACCACUUUGUGGACCGGCCGUACAGUCCAAUGGUGACCAGAAUUUAUUCAGGGAACUCAGCAGGUCUUUUCUUCAGUAAUGGGAAGGUGUGGCGGAGACAGCGGCGUUUUGCCAUGUCCACGUUAAGAACCUUGGGCCUGGCCAACAGCUCCAUGGAGCAGAGCAUCUGUGAGGAGAGUCGCCAUCUGCAGGAGGCGCUGGAGAAGGAGAAAGGAGAGCCAUUUGACCCCGUGCCCCUGAUAAACAACGCUGUGGCCAACAUCAUCUGCCAGAUCGUGUUUGGGAGACGCUUCGACUACACCGACCACGGCUUCCAGAGCAUGCUGAGGAAUCUGACCGACAUGGCGUAUCUGGAGGGCUCUAUAUGGGCCUUGCUAUACGAUGCAUUCCCAGCUGUCAUGAAACAUGUGCCCGGUCCUCACAACGGCAUCUUCAGGAGCUCCAGGUCUUUGGAGGCAUCCAUCAGAGCGGAGAUAGAGCGGCAUAAGUUGGAUCUGGACCCCACAAACCCACGAGAUUACAUCGACCUCUUCCUCAUCGAGGAGAAGCGCAGCAAAAACAGGGACAUGGGCUUUGAUGAAGGCAACCUGGUUCUGUGUUGUUUGGAUCUGUUCCUGGCUGGGAGCGAGACCACUUCCAAGACCCUGCAGUGGGGCCUUGUCUACCUCAUCAAGAGCCCUCACAUCCAGGCCAAAGUGCAGGUGGAGAUAGACGAAGUGAUCGGACCGACCCGCCGCCCCACGAUGGCUGACAGACCGAAGCUGCCCUUCACCGACGCUGUAAUCCACGAGAUCCAGAGGUUGGGGAACGUCGUUCCUCUCAAUGGACUCAGAAUGGCCGCCAAGGACACCAUGCUGGGCGGCUACCUCAUACCUAAGGGGACCUCGGUGAUGGCCAACCUCACCUCGGUGCUCUCGGACCCGGCGGAGUGGGAGAACCCGGACUCCUUCCACCCGGCUCACUUCCUGGAUGCUGGAGGGGGGUUUGUGAGGAGGGAGGCCUUUUUACCCUUUUCUGCAGGAAAAAGGGCGUGUCUCGGUGAAGGACUCGCGAAGGCUGAGCUCUUCCUCUUCUUCGUCACUCUGCUGCAGAAAUAUCACUUCAGCACUUUGGAGGGAGUCGAGCUGAGCGGAGACGCCGUCAUUGGAGCGACUCGCACGCCGCUUCCCUUUAAGGUGUACGCUGCAGCCCGCUGA
This is a messenger RNA of Pungitius pungitius (ninespine stickleback), 1574 nucleotides long. Its product is annotated as cytochrome P450 2J6. Lineage: Eukaryota; Metazoa; Chordata; Actinopteri; Perciformes; Gasterosteidae. The record is from RefSeq and is a predicted model, not a curated record. Gene Ontology annotation, cellular component: cytoplasm; intracellular membrane-bounded organelle. Bases 81 to 1574 code for a protein of 497 amino acids. Gene Ontology annotation, molecular function: iron ion binding; heme binding; oxidoreductase activity, acting on paired donors, with incorporation or reduction of molecular oxygen, reduced flavin or flavoprotein as one donor, and incorporation of one atom of oxygen. The transcript is spliced from 9 exons. Gene Ontology annotation, biological process: xenobiotic metabolic process.